UGGGCGAAGAAUGGAUCGUAGAUAGCAGAUAACCACAACUGUAAAUAAACGCACCCAUUUUUACAGGCCUCACAUGUUCCGGAUUACACAAGCAACAGUAAUAGUGAAUAAAGAUGGACGAAAGCAGGCGACACGUUAAUCCAAACCCUGUGUUGAAUGCAAAUAUUUUUUCAAGAAUAUUUUUCUGGUGGUUAAAUCCUAUAUUUAAAAUUGGAUAUGAAAGACCUUUGGAGGUUCAGGAUAUGUACAAUGUUAAUAAAGAGGAUUCUAGCGAUACUUUAGGUGAUCAACUAGAAAGGGAAUGGUUUAAAGAACUAGCGAAAGUAAAAGGUACAAAGAAGAAACCAAGUCUAUUGAUAGCAUUGAUUAAAUGUUUUGGAUGGAGAUAUUCCGUUUUAGGUUUUAUUGUGUUUGUGGAGGAAGGAACAAAAGUAGUUCAGCCGCUUUUACUUGGUGGAUUAAUACGUUAUUUUACACCUGAUUCAAAAAUGUCUGACAUGGAGGCCUAUCUGUAUGCCAUGGGUGUUAGUUUGUGUGCGAUAGUAUUAGCCGUUUCUCAUCAUCCAUAUUUUUUCACUGUUUGCAAAAUAGGCAUGCAAGCUAGAAUAGCUUGCUGUUCACUUAUAUAUAAAAAGUCCUUACGUUUAAGUAACGAAGCUUUAGGUAAAACUACAACAGGUCAUAUUGUUAAUCUUUUAUCUAAUGAUGUUAAUAGAUUUGAUCAGGCUGCGAUAUUUCUUCAUUUUUUGUGGGUUGGACCUCUUCAAGCGAUUGCAGUUUUAACAAUAUUAUGGUAUAUAAUGGGACCAUCUGUAUUAGCAGGUUUUACUGUUCUUCUAUUACUAGUACCAGCACAAGGAUGGAUGGGAAAGUUAUUUUCUCGACUCAGGUUAAAAACUGCAGCUCAAACUGAUAAAAGAGUUCGGAUUAUGAAUGAGAUAAUCUCAGGUAUGAGGGUUAUUAAAAUGUACUGUUGGGAGAAACCAUUUGAAGAAUUAGUUAAGAAAGUGCGAAGUUCUGAGAUGAAGUGGAUUAGAAAAACUAAGGAAUGCUCUAUUUUCAUGGUUAAUGUUUGGUUUCUUCCGGAUCGUUUGUUAGUAUGGCUGUCAGUUGUUGCUAUGGCUCUCUCUGGUAUCAAUUUGAGGCCAGAAUAUAUUUACCAGAUAAUAGCUUUAUUACACAAUGUAGCUGAACUAAUGAUGGGUGUUUUAUAUCAUUGCUUUGUUUGGAUUGGUGAAGCUAUAGCUACAAUUAUACGAGUUCAGCACUUGACAGAUUUUAGUGACAAUUGA
This is a messenger RNA of Patella vulgata (common limpet), 1292 nucleotides long. RefSeq names its product ATP-binding cassette sub-family C member 4. Gene Ontology annotation, biological process: transmembrane transport. The transcript has 9 exons. Lineage: Eukaryota; Metazoa; Mollusca; Gastropoda; Patellidae. Gene Ontology annotation, molecular function: ATP binding; ABC-type transporter activity. The record is from RefSeq and is a predicted model, not a curated record. Gene Ontology annotation, cellular component: plasma membrane. The coding region runs from base 114 to 1292 and encodes 392 amino acids.